Exophiala viscosa is the source of this 1161-nucleotide messenger RNA. RefSeq lists its product as uncharacterized. Lineage: Eukaryota; Fungi; Ascomycota; Eurotiomycetes; Chaetothyriales; Herpotrichiellaceae. The record is from RefSeq and is a predicted model, not a curated record. Gene Ontology annotation, molecular function: protein binding. The transcript is spliced from 2 exons. The coding region runs from base 1 to 1161 and encodes 386 amino acids.
AUGUGGCGAGAGAUGAGAUUAUCAUUCAAUAUAUUCGCCUUUAUCACUGUCGCCUCGGCGCACCAGGAUAUCUUACAACCCAUCACCACAAACUACGCUCCAUGGACACAUCAGCCAGUUUGCACAGAGCAUCUUGACGCCAUCGACAGUCCGUUAUGCGUAUAUACGAAUGCAACAUUCAGCAACGGGCGAGGAAUCUCCAUCUUCACCACGCCACAGAUCGCAGAAGAAGUGGCCGAACUCCUUCCAUUGCAAGACCCAGCAAUCCUCGCCAGUCAUGGCGUCAAUCCAGACGAGGGUCCAUGGCACGUCCGAGAGCUGCCAGGAAAAGGCAUGGGCGUUCUGGCGAAGCACGACCUCCACAGAGGCGACCGCAUCACUGCGUACACGCCCUGCCUUCUUGCUCACAUGGAGAACGUCCUGUCCACACCGGAGCGCGAGAAGUUCUGGCGAAUCGCCAUCGAUCAACUUCCUUGCCACAGUAAAGAGCACUAUCUGAGUCUGGCGACAAUCUACGGCGACCCAAGCGUCGUGAACCAAGACGUGGUGAAAGCCAAUGCUUUCGAAAUGCAGCUUGGCGGCCAGAUGCAUCUUGCGGUCUUCCCUGAGACGUCACGAAUGAACCAUGCAUGCUCGCCCAAUGCCCAGUAUUACCUCGAACCAAGUCUAUUGGCGCAUUUUGUUCAUGCAGCGAGGGAUAUCUCGAAAGACGAGGAGAUCACAAUCUCCUACGCACCGCCUAUGCAACCUCACAGGGCUCGUCAACAUUAUUUACUCGACGCCUUCCAUUUCACAUGUACUUGUUCACGGUGUCGCAAUGGCAAGGCAUCGGACAUGGCUCUAGAGGAGAUCGAUAAUCUCCAAUCUAGCCUUGGGGAUUGGAGUGCCGAUUCGACGGCCAGCGUAAAGAAUGCGGAGGCCUUGAUACGAAAGUACAAGGAAGAAGGGCUGGAUGCCUUCCUCGAUACAGCGUACGGCCAUGCCGCGCUGACGUAUAAUGCUGUCGGGAGUGUCCGGGGGACUGAGAAGUACGCCAAGUUGGCGGCUGAGGCGGUAACUUUCAAAUAUGGACCGUCUGCAGCGGAGCUAGACAUGUGGAGGGAGUUGGAAAGCAAGCCGCAGCGCCAUUCUAGCUGGCGGCGGAGGAAGUCCAUAGGUUAG